Messenger RNA from Lodderomyces parapsilosis, 1905 nucleotides. Its product is annotated as putative electron-transferring-flavoprotein dehydrogenase. The transcript has a single exon. The record is from RefSeq and is a predicted model, not a curated record. Gene Ontology annotation, biological process: electron transport chain. Gene Ontology annotation, cellular component: mitochondrial inner membrane. Gene Ontology annotation, molecular function: electron-transferring-flavoprotein dehydrogenase activity; iron-sulfur cluster binding. Bases 1 to 1905 code for a protein of 634 amino acids. NCBI's taxonomy places the organism in Eukaryota, Fungi, Ascomycota, Pichiomycetes, Serinales, Debaryomycetaceae.
AUGUUCAAAAGACUCCUUAAAUCAUCAACAACUUUUACCACGCGAGCGUUGGCUCAUCAGCCGUACCAUCCUCAUCACCAUCACUAUAUAGCAUCUCGGAGUAGCAUCACCCUUUGCAAAAGACUCAUCCAUACUUCACAACGCCGUCUAGCUAAUCUCACAGAAGAACAACUCGAGAUAUUAAAUCAAGAGAGACCCAAAGAUAAUGUUGAUGUUUGUAUAGUUGGUGCAGGUCCGGCAGGAUUAGCCACUGCAAUCAAACUAAAACAAUUGGAUAACGAACAAGGAAAUGGAGAUAAACGAGUAGUUGUAUUGGAGAAGGCAGCUGAUUUUGGCAGUCAUAUUGUCAGUGGAGCCGUUAUUGAACCACGUGCCUUGCGUGAAUUGUUUCCCGAUUCUGAUGAAGAUAUACCCUUGCCAUCCGAUUUAGUCACAAAAGUCACUGAAGAUCAUAUGAAGUAUUUAACGGAAAAGUCGAGUUGGCCCUUGCCAGAACCUCCCCAAUUGGCCAACAAGGGUAAAAACUAUAUCACAAGUUUAAACAAUUUGGUAAAAUAUCUUAGCGAACAAGCUGAAGAAUUAGGCGUGGAAUUGUAUCUGAACAUUUCUGUGAGCGAUGUUGUUUAUAAUGAAGCUAAUGACACUGUUAUUGGAGUUGCGACUAAAGAUAUGGGAAUAGACAAGACUGGUGCACCUAAGGAUACAUUUGAAAGAGGGAUGGAGUUUAAUGCGAGAGUUACUGUGUUUGCUGAAGGGUGUCAUGGAUCAUUGACCAAGCAAUUGAUAAAGAAAUUUGAUUUACGCAAGAAUGCCAAUACCCAAACUUAUGGCCUCGGGAUCAAGGAAGUUUGGGAAGUGAAGCCAGAGAAUUUUAAACUUGGAUACGUGGGCCAUUCAUUGGGAUACCCUUUGACUAAAGAAUCCGCUGCAUAUGGAGGUGGAUUCAUCUAUCAUUUCGGUGAUGGGUUGGUUGCUGUGGGAUUAGUCAUUGGAUUGGAUUAUGCCAAUCCAUACAUUUCCCCCUAUCAAGAAUUUCAAAAAAUGAAAACCCAUCCAUACUAUGCAGAUGUCUUACGUGGUGGUAAAUGUAUUUCAUAUGCCGCUAGAGCUUUAAAUGAAGGCGGGUAUCAAAGUAUUCCUCAAUUGUAUUUCCCAGGUGGAAUUUUAGUUGGAUGUGGCGCUGGGUUUUUGAAUGUCCCCAAGAUUAAAGGAACUCAUACUGCAAUCAAAUCAGGUAUUGUUGCCGCUGAAGCUAUUUUCAAUCGUAUACAAGACAUGGAGUUGGAUGAUGAAGAAGAAUUUGCUAGUCAAAUUGCUAAUGAGCCAGUUGAACUUUCUGAAUAUGAGUCAAGUUUUAAAGAUUCUUGGGCUUACAAAGAACUUCAUCAAGUGAGAAAUGUGCGACCAAGUUUCAAUUCGCCAUUGGGUAUCCUUGGUGGAUUAGCCCAUUCCGGAUUAACAACAAUGAUCACCAAAGGUAGCGAACCAUGGACAUUACAAUACCAUCACUCCGAUGCCGACGCAACUAAACCAGCAUCCAAUUUCAAGCCCAUUUCAUAUGCCAAACCUGAUAACGAACUAACAUUUGAUUUACUAACUUCAGUUUCAAGAACCGGUACAUAUCACGAUGAAGAUGAACCAUGUCAUUUACGAGUACCUCAUCAAGAUUUAAAACAACAUGCAAAGUUAAACUGGCCCAAGUAUCAAGGAAUUGAACAACGGUUUUGUCCUGCUGGUGUUUAUGAAUAUUUACCAAAUGAAAAGGAAGGGCAAUUGGGGGUUGAGUUUAAAAUCAAUUCGCAAAAUUGCAUUCAUUGCAAAACUUGUGAUAUCAAAGUUCCUUCUCAGGAUAUCAAUUGGACGGUACCCGAAGGUGGUGAUGGACCAAAAUACUACAUGACUUAG